Paralichthys olivaceus (Japanese flounder) is the source of this 7561-nucleotide messenger RNA. Its product is annotated as plasma membrane calcium-transporting ATPase 1-like. Gene Ontology annotation, molecular function: P-type calcium transporter activity; ATP hydrolysis activity; ATP binding. NCBI's taxonomy places the organism in Eukaryota, Metazoa, Chordata, Actinopteri, Pleuronectiformes, Paralichthyidae. Gene Ontology annotation, cellular component: plasma membrane; intracellular membrane-bounded organelle. Gene Ontology annotation, biological process: regulation of cytosolic calcium ion concentration; calcium ion transmembrane transport. The record is from RefSeq and is a predicted model, not a curated record.
AUACAGACACACACACACACACCAGUCACUUACUGGAUCUGCUCUUUGUUAUCGCAGCCUUGUGUGUGUGUGUGUUUGGGAGAAAGAAGAAGAAGAAGGAGAAGAAGGAGGGAGUUUGUUUUUUUCUCCUUUUUGACCGGAUUGAUUUCUGACUGAACCUGGAUCUGGUUAGUUUCUCUCCGGGAGGAAGAAGCUGCUGCUGCCGCCGCUGCUGCUGCUGCUUCGGGAACCAGAGCCGACGCUGCUUCUCCCGCAGUCACACAAACUGCCCGGAACAAGGGCGACGUUAGCGAGGUUCACUCCUCUCCCCUCGCCCGGUGCCGUCUGUCAGCCUCCCCCCUGCAUUUCCGUCGUCCCCUCCGCCGCCGCAGUUGUCAACUUGGAGCCGUGCUGGGAAAUGGACAAACCCCUCUGAAGUGGAGCCGCUGCCCGCCUCAUCAACACAGCCGUGAUUCGGACGCGGAUUCCCGGAGUGGAGAGGAACAUGUUUACUACCCUGUUUCCAUGGUAACCCAGAGGAGCAUGCACGUCCAGGUCAGGAAAUAACCUCAGUUUUACGUCUAUCCGCCUGCCUCCUGCGAGAACUACCAGUACCCACAAUUCUUGGGAACUGACAACCCAAACUGACGUUGAGAUCGGUUUGACAAAGACAUUCAGAGGAACAACAACUACAACAAAACAACUACACUUCUGUGAAGAGGACCAAUAUGGCCAACAACACGGCGGAUCACCCUCCGGGGAAUUCGGUUGCCGAGGGCAACCAUGACGGGGACUUUGGGAUGGCCGUGACGGAUCUGAGGGAUCUGAUGGAGCUGCGGAGCGCAGAGGCCGUCAACAAGAUUCAGAACAUGUAUGGAGACGUGCAGGGCAUCUGCCGCUGCCUGAAAACAUCACCAAUAGAAGGUCUGUCUGGUAACCCCGUUGAUCUGGAGAAACGUCACACGGCGUUUGGCAAAAAUUUCAUCCCCCCCAAGAAGGCCAAGACGUUUCUGCAGCUGGUGUGGGAGGCUCUGCAAGACGUCACGCUUAUCAUCCUGGAAAUCGCUGCCAUCAUCUCACUGGGCCUGUCCUUCUACCAUCCACCAGGGGGAGACAGUGAAGCAUGCGGUCAGGUAGAAGGAGGCGUGGAGGACGAGGGCGAGGCCCAGGCUGGCUGGAUCGAAGGUGCUGCUAUCCUGUUCUCGGUCAUCAUUGUGGUGCUGGUGACGGCCUUCAACGAUUGGUCCAAGGAGAAGCAGUUCCGUGGGCUGCAGAGUCGCAUCGAGCAGGAACAGAAGUUCACUGUCAUCCGCAAAGGCCAGGUCAUCCAGAUCCCCGUGGCUGAGCUUGUGGUGGGAGACAUCGCUCAGAUCAAAUACGGUGACCUUCUGCCUGCUGAUGGGAUCCUGAUCCAAGGAAAUGACUUGAAGAUUGACGAAAGCUCACUGACCGGAGAAUCCGACCAGGUCCGCAAAUCUAUGGAGAAGGACCCCAUGCUGCUGUCCGGAACCCACGUGAUGGAAGGAUCAGGCAGGAUGGUGGUGUCAGCCGUCGGCCUCAACUCUCAAACCGGCAUCAUCUUUACUCUCCUGGGAGCCAGUGAGCACGACGAAGAGAAGAAGGUCAAGAAAAGUAAAAAACAAGGACCCCCCGAAAAUCGCAACAAAGCCAAGACGCAGGAUGGCAUCGCCCUUGAGAUCCAGCCACUGAAGAGCGAGGAGGCCGCCGAGUUGGAGGAGAAGGAGGAGGCCAAACCAGUGAAGAAGGUCAACGUGACCAAGAAGGAGAAGUCGGUGCUGCAGGGCAAAUUGACCAAACUGGCUGUACAGAUCGGGAAGGCUGGUCUGAUCAUGUCGGCUGUGACUGUCAUCAUCCUCAUCCUCUACUUUGUGAUCCACACCUUCGGGAUCCAGGGUCGCACCUGGCUGCGUGAGUGCACCCCCAUCUACAUCCAGUACUUUGUCAAGUUCUUCAUUAUUGGUGUGACGGUGCUGGUGGUGGCCGUCCCCGAGGGGCUGCCUCUUGCUGUCACCAUCUCUCUGGCCUACUCUGUUAAGAAAAUGAUGAAGGACAACAACCUGGUGCGUCACUUGGAUGCCUGCGAAACCAUGGGCAACGCCACGGCCAUCUGUUCAGACAAGACGGGCACGCUGACCAUGAACCGGAUGACAGUGGUGCAGGCGUACAUCGGUGACACACACUACAAAACUGUCCCUGAACCAGACGCGAUCAAACCAGAGACUCUGGAAGUUUUGGUCAACAGCAUCUCCAUCAACUCCGCGUACACAACCAAGAUCCUGCCUCCAGAGAAAGAAGGCGGCCUGCCGCGCCAUGUGGGCAACAAGACCGAGUGUUCUCUGCUGGGCCUGGUGCUGGAACUGAAGAGGGACUACCAGCCAAUCAGAGAGGAGAUCCCAGAAGAGAAGCUCUACAAGGUUUACACCUUCAACUCCUCCCGUAAGUCCAUGAGCACGGUGCUGAAGAACGCCGAUGGAGGCUUCCGCAUGUACAGCAAAGGAGCGUCAGAGAUCGUCCUGAGGAAAUGCUCUCGUAUCUUGGACACCCAGGGGCAGCCUCGCAUCUUCAAGCCCAAGGACCGCGACGAGAUGGUGCGUAAGGUGAUCGAGCCGAUGGCGUGUGACGGGCUUAGGACCAUCUGCGUUGCCUACAGAGACUUUCCAGCCGAGGCUGGAGAGCCAGACUGGGACAUUGAGAACGACAUCCUGAAUGAGCUCACCUGCAUCGCCGUGGUCGGCAUCGAGGAUCCCGUCAGACCUGAGGUACCUGAGGCCAUUUCUAAGUGUCAGCGUGCAGGCAUCACUGUGCGCAUGGUUACCGGAGAUAACAUCAACACCGCACGUGCUAUUGCAACCAAGUGUGGCAUCCUGCUGCCUGGGGAGGAUUUCUUGUGUAUGGAGGGCAAGGAGUUCAACCAGCAGAUCAGAAAUGACCAAGGAGAGGUGGAACAAGAGCGUCUGGACAAAGUUUGGCCCAAACUGCGCGUCUUGGCUCGUUCUUCCCCGACAGACAAACACACUCUGGUUAAAGGAAUCAUCGACAGCACGGUGGGUGAAACCCGACAGGUGGUGGCAGUGACGGGAGACGGCACCAACGACGGCCCCGCCCUCAAGAAAGCAGAUGUUGGCUUUGCCAUGGGAAUCGCUGGCACAGACGUGGCGAAGGAGGCGUCUGACAUCAUCCUGACCGACGACAACUUCACUAGCAUCGUCAAGGCCGUCAUGUGGGGGAGGAACGUCUACGACAGCAUCUCAAAGUUCCUGCAGUUCCAGCUGACCGUCAACGUGGUGGCUGUGAUCGUGGCGUUCACUGGUGCCUGCAUCACACAGGAUUCUCCCCUGAAGGCUGUACAGAUGCUGUGGGUGAACCUCAUCAUGGACACUCUGGCUUCUCUCGCUCUGGCCACUGAGCCGCCCACCGAGUCUCUGCUGCUGCGUAAACCUUACGGCCGCAACAAGCCUCUCAUUUCCCGGACCAUGAUGAAGAACAUUCUGGGCCACGCUGUGUACCAGCUCGUCAUCAUCUUCACCCUGCUCUUCGCUGGUGAGACGUUUUUCGACAUCGACAGCGGCCGCAACACUCCCCUGCACUCACCGCCAACUGAGCAUUACACCAUCGUGUUCAACGUGUUCGUCAUGAUGCAGCUCUUCAAUGAAAUCAACGCCAGGAAGAUCCACGGAGAAAGGAACGUGUUCGAGGGCAUCUACAGGAAUCCCAUCUUCUGCAGCGUCGUUCUGGGAACCUUCAUCCUGCAGAUCGUCAUCGUUCAGUUCGGAGGGAAGCCGUUCUCCUGCACAGCUCUGACCAUCGACCAGUGGCUGUGGUGCGUGUUCAUCGGUGUGGGAGAGCUGCUGUGGGGUCAGCUGAUCUCGGCCAUCCCCACCCACCACCUGAAGUUCCUAAAGGAGGCCGGUCACGGCACCACAAAGGAGGAGAUCCACGAGGAGGAGCUGACGGAGGGAGCAGAUGAGAUCGACCACGCCGAGAUGGAGCUGAGGAGAGGCCAGAUCCUCUGGUUCAGAGGUCUGAACCGCAUCCAGACCCAGAUUAAGGUGGUGAACGCGUUCCGUAGCUCCCUGCGGCUGGAGAGCCCAGAGUCCCGUAGCUCCAUCCACAGCUUCAUGGCCCAUCCCGAGUUCGUGCCCCUGUCCGAGGAGGAGGCUCGCAUCCCCCCCAUCGAGGAGACCGGUGACGAGAUCGAGUCCCUUCCCAGCGCCUCCUCUGGGGCGAUGGGAGGAGGAGAGCCGCCCAGCGCCCUCCCCCACAGCCGCGACCCAUCCGUCUGAGCUCCUCCUCCUCUCCCCACUUCCUCCUCCUCCUCCCUCCUCUUCAUCAGCAUCACGUGUCAUCCCACCAACUGAACUGCCGCACUGAGGAGGGAAGUCAUCACUUCACUCAUUCCUUCAUUCUGCACGCACACACGCUUCACGUCGUCUUCGUCCCCCCCCCCCCCCCGUCAGUAAUUCCUGCCACGUUGUGUUUUUCAUACUGACUGUGGCGUCAUUCUGCCUGUAAGUCUGCCCCCUCCCACCCCCCGACCCCUCCCACCCACCACACACGCCAAUCAGUGGAGGGUGGAAUCUCCGCAGCGGAAGGCUUGUCCUGUCGUCCAUCCAUGUAUAUUUUUUACCUGAUGAUCCUUUUGGAAAAGCUUUUAAACAACGUUGGGUUCGAUCUGCGGGACUCGCAGCAGCAUGUCGUGUUCUGUACUCGCUUCAUUCCCGCUUUUUACGCUCUCGAAAAUGGCACCGAACUUUUCAACGAGUGCAGUGAUUCUCAUGUACAUACGCUUCCGCUCUUCUACACAGCUAACAGCCGGGUUUUGGUGAUCAGAAGAUUUUUAGGCAAAAAUGCAAAAAUGUAACCUUUUUAUUUUAUUUUUGAUUUAAAUUUUUUUUAGAUGUUGAGCAUUUGUUUGUUUUUAAAAACCUCUGAAGAAUGUUAAUCGAUGGUUGAUUCCAACUCCAGAGAAUGUCUUGUGACUGUGACACUACAGUCUUCAAGGUCCAGCUGUUUAAACAAUGUUCUUCCCUUUAUCGUGUCUGUAUGUGUUGGUUCUUUUUCUUUUCGCUGCUGUGUUGCAUGUGGAAAAACAGAAUGUUUAUUACCCAAAAAUAUCGAAGCGUGGCGCUUUCUGCUGAGAGGGCGUCUGACCUCAUCUCAUCCAGUCAGGGUCCUGCUUCUCUCUCUCUCUCUCUCUCUCUCUCUGCCCCUCCCCCUUUCGUACAUCCACAGCGCUGAUAGGACACAAGCCGCGUGGAUCACAUUCCCCUUCUAGUACGAUGCAUGUUCUGCUUCAUUGGUGUUGAGUCGCAUGAUAACUUGGAAUGAAUAGUCGGGAUUCUGUUUAGACGACCAUCUGUGUGUUAGUCUGCAGCAGCACCUGUUCAGAGAACUCCUGUCUGACUGAACAUCCUGUUUCCACAACAGCUCGAGAACAGACUCAUCAAUACUCAGCGAGGUGGCAGUUAAAGCCUCCUCGUGCUCGACAGCAGGACGGUGGGCGUCUACAUGUACGUGGACGUUCUCCACACGCCGGCUCACUUGUAGGCGAAUACAAUCUGUGUUGAGUCCACGCGGUCCAGAAUUUUGCAGAUCACGGGGGAAAGUGAUUCACCCGUGCAGGUGAAGGUGCCAGAACACAUCACAGCCCACAUUGGGCGAAAGCCGGGUGCAGCCCAGUCUGCUCUGCUCCUCCUCUCAAGGAGACCGAUGGUGAGAGACUCUAAUUCGAUAAGACCGACCCUCCAGAAGCUUGGCAACCAAUCAGAAAUGACUUCCUGUGAUCACUGACACUGUGAGGGGACCACCGACCGCUGUCCCACUGUGUCGUCCUUGUAGGUUUCUUCAGAUUGCAACAACGCAGAGAUUUUAAUUUGGUGUCAAAGUCGAGAAAAUAUUCAGCUCACUAAUUUAUCGUUGUGGCACCAAGCGCGGUCCCGUCCCACCUCGUCUUCCCGCUUGUCCCUCAGUUCUCAAAAUCUUAAGAUCAAACUUGUAUUUAUUCGAUAUAUCUUUCCUCUGUAUAUACGUUAAUGGGAUAAAUGUAGAUUUUCAACUCAAGCUUAAACACGUUCAACCCUGUGAACAGUUCUCAUCUUCAGUUUUCACCCAGAGCAAGGUCACGCUUUCCUAUUUCGUCUCUCCACUGACCUCACAUGUCGUCCACCUCGAAGAGCAGAUUGAGUCUAAACGUGUGUGAAGACAUGAAAAGUAUCACUGAGUCUGUUUUGCUUCGCGGUGCAGGUCGUCCUGUUGGACGGACACAAGCUUCUUGUAUCUCUGAACAUGUUCUGGACUGUGUGUCUGUGUCAAAGACGAAUCUUAGCACCGCAUCCGAUGUUUCCCAUGUUUUUCAGAUUUUACUAACAGAAACUAAAUUGGCUGUCAGUGACCUCCCACAGCCGCAGCAGAGGAGGUGUUUGAUCACCAUCUUCAUCAUCACCCCCACCCUUCUGCUGCUGCUGGGUUCGAUUAACAGACGUCAGUGUGGCGGCCACGCUGAGGUUUAUGGAAGACUUGAUGAUUUCAGUCUGUAGAGUUUAAUCCACUGUGUGAUCCUGCUGCCGCUCUGUACUUCCUGCCCGUUGUUGUCUGCAGAUUAAAAGAAGAAGGAAUCAUCCUCCAAUCAGAAGCAGCAAUGCGUCUAAUCCCCUCUUAGUCCGACCGGCGGCCAUCGGCCGGUGUACGACCCGUUAUCGCAGUGACGUGCUACUACUGCCAUAUUUCAACUUUUUGUCACGACUAGGUUCUUCCUCUCCCCGCUGACGAGCUUUUUCUAUGUAACUCAGAGCCAUAUUUUAUAGGUUGUCUGUAUUGUUUUUUAUCUCAUUGUUCUCGAGGUUUCCUUUGGACUUUCUCACCCACGACCCCCUCUGACCCCCGACUCCCCCUCCCCCCCCUCCCGGCCCUUUACUCCAAACAUGACCAAAAAGCAAGGAGAAAAUCUUCAGUCGUCACUGCCGAAACCAAGAUUAAAGGACCUCUACAAUGUUUACAUGAAAAGCGAGUGGGUGGCAGUUCGCCUGCGCUUCUCUCAUCCGACCACUUCCCUUUCAUUCCCUUGCUUUCCAGAAUCUUAAAGUUACUAUUUAACUAAAUGGGGAAUCUUUCUUGCAUGGUUUUCAUAUAAAAUUCAAUGUUUUGCUCAUUUUUUACAAUUCUUCUGUAUUUUUAUAUUAAGUACUUUUUAAUAUUUUGGAGAUAUAUGAAUAUAUAUGUAUAGGCUGGAGAGUUUGGUGACAGUGCAGUACAUGAAUGAGAUGAAUCUACCGUGGACUCUUUUUACAGCUCUCUAAAUAUUUAUGCCACGUGUGUCGUCUUGGUCACCUGAUGUUAGGGCUCAGAAAUCUGCAGUGACUUGUUUACUUCCUGUCGGCCGCUCAAUUGGAAUCUCAACAAUCUUUUCUCAUCCGCCCCCUUUUACCACUUGAUCUAAAUGUUGUGACACACUACACGCUCUGUGAUUUCAAAGUUAUCCGACUCCAUUAGACUUCAGCAAAUGCAACAUGAAUACAGCUAACUGUAUCAACCAUUAAAUGGGAGUGUAUAAUUAUUUAUCCAA